This is a messenger RNA of Guillardia theta CCMP2712, 1341 nucleotides long. RefSeq lists its product as hypothetical. Gene Ontology annotation, molecular function: cation binding; protein serine/threonine phosphatase activity. The coding region runs from base 13 to 1233 and encodes 406 amino acids. Gene Ontology annotation, biological process: protein dephosphorylation. The transcript is spliced from 15 exons. Lineage: Eukaryota; Cryptophyceae; Pyrenomonadales; Geminigeraceae. The record is from RefSeq and is a predicted model, not a curated record.
AUUCUUUCAGCAAUGCUGAGGGUAGUUGUCUUCGCCGUUGGCGUCGCCUCCGUCUCCGGAUUCUCCUCUCCCAUCGCUCUGCGCCAUGCCGCGCCUCAAGCAAAGCUCAGCUGCUCCCCACGAAGGGGCCGUGCCCAAACCCCCAGCGUGCGCAUGGGACUAUUCGACAACUUCGUCAAGGCGUUUGAGACUUCCAUCCCUGGAAACUCGGCGGACCUAAACCAGUACGAGGGAUGGAUCGAGAGGGACGGCAUGAAGGCCUUCAGCUUCGACGGCAAGCAAGCUCCCCGCCCGAUCUCGUACGGCUCCUACUCCCUUGCUGGGAGAACUGCAGCGUCCAACACUGCCAUGAGGGAAUCGUCGAAGGCUCAGAACAACCCGUUCGCUGGCCUCCCCAAGUGGAUGCAGUCGCCCGUUGCAUCUUCCAAGGCCCCAGUCUCCAACAAGGAGAACCAGGACGGAGUUCUUCAGAUCCCCGACGUCGGCGACGGAGUGAGCAUGUUCUGCGUCUUCGACGGCCAUGGCGAGUACGGGAAGCUGGUGACGGACUGGGCCAUCCGAACGCUUCCGAGCUACAUCGCAGGAGCUGUUGCCGAGGGAAGGCCCGGACAACUUCUCAACAGGAUCACUGACGCCUAUCGUGCUGCUGAUGCUCUACUGACCGAAGAGCUUGGUUACCCUGUGAUCGAAGACAGUGGAACAACUUGCGCUCUUGCUCUCGUCAAGGAUGAUUUGCUGCUGGUUGGAGGGUUGGGAGACUCUCGUGUUGUGCUUGGAGUUGACACAGGAGAUGGAAGUCUUGGCGCUCAGCCUGUUACCCUCGAUCAGUCGCCCAAAGUUCCUGCUGAAACUGCGAGGAUCGAGAAGGCAGGAGGAGAAGUGCGAGGGGAGGGCGUUGGAGGGCGCGUUUACGCCAAGGGCCAGGAGUUCCCAGGCCUCGCCGUAGCCAGAGCCUUCGGGGACGGCGAUGCGAAGCAGUACGGAGUUACAGUUGAUCCUCAGUUCAUCGGAUGGAAGCUGAGAAGUGGGCAGGACUUUGUGCUGAUCCUCGCGUCGGAUGGAGUUUGGAACGCUGUUGGCAACGAGAUCGCCGUUGAGAUCUGCGCUAAGCACCGACAAACUCGCGAUGCCAACAAGGCAGCCAACGAGCUCGUGCUCAAGGCCCGUCAGGUGUGGGAGGGCCUUGCUAAGGGCAGGAUCGACGACAUCUCCGCUGUUGUUGUCUUCCUCUAAGAGAGGAAUCAGGACGAAGAGCCUAGCAGCGGAGAAGGAAGAGGAGGAGGAGGAGGAGGAGGAAGUCUCCCGUAGCAGGUCAGUCUACAUUAAAGAGAUUUUAUCAUC